UAAUCGUUUUACAAUUAAUUAUCACGAUGAUUGACGAAAUUAAUCAUCGGUAUAUUCAUUAACUAACAUUAUGAUCGUAUCAGUGUUAUUUAAUGCAGCUUGAACAACUUUAGAAUUACGUAUUUGUCACGUAAUUUUGUGUAAACUCGUGUAUGCAGGAGUAUGAUUAAUUUAUUUAUAAAAUUAUUAAACGAAGGAAGGAAAUUCAUCUUACAAGCGAAGCUUCCUCGUUCAUUAUUCGCUGUUUGGUAAAUAACUUCGAGAAUACGCUUCCUUGUUGCUCUCAAGAGUUCGUGCCGUCUGGCUCCGGGCGGAAGUAUUGCGACAACCGGAAGAACACGCUACUUUAUAAAUAUACAAAGUGAAUAUGAUUAAUCGCUGCAUAGGGUUCUACGGACAGUUUGUAUAUAAGCUGCAUAUCAGAUAUAAGAUUCGCGUAUUCGAGAGUUUGUGUUGUUCACAUCGUAAAAUCGCGUAAGUCUUUAUCUCAUCCAAUUAAUUGAUUUUCGAUUUCUAGAAUUUAAGCCAUUCACGCUUCUACGGUGUCAUAAUUAGGCUACGAAUAUUUAUGCAGAUCUAUAUUUUUGCGUGAACGCGACUAAAUAAAUGGAACCUAAUCGGAAAUAUUUCGUUCAUUAAAUAUCGUAAUAAAUACACUGCAAUUUAAAUAUCUUUUUAUACUUUUUGUGUAUUAUGUACAUCCUACGCGUUCUACGUUCAUACAUUUUUACACCUUCGAAAAUUCUCAUAAAUACGGAAACAUUCGCAGUCUGGUUCUGAAUAUUCGAAAUUUUCGUGUGCAAGUGUUUUGAUCGGUCUCUUAUAAAAAGAAACUACAACGAUGACGAAAAGUCAGGAUAAAGUUUCAAAUACAAUUGCUCAAAGCUUCGAACAAUUCUAAUAUUUACUCCUCGUAUUCUUUUCUCUUUUUUCACUUCCCUUUUACAGUCCCGUAAAUCAUUUUCUACGAGAAACGAUAGGAUGAAAAGAUUGAUCUACAUCGUCCUCUGUCUAACGACCGUAACAAAUAUUGUACCACCGAGUAAUGGUAAACCAGUGGUGCCAAAACCUUUGAUCCUCUCAGGACUUAGCCUAAAUUGGCCAUGUCAAAGUACGAAGAACAUUUACGAGACAAGCGGUCGUUACAUCACAAGAAACGUGAUCGCUACCAGAGCACAAAUAUACGAAGACCAAGCGAUCCUAGCUCUGCCGCGCUAUAAACCAGGAGUACCAUUUACUUUGGGUGUUCUUUCCAUGAAAUCGCAAAGCUGCGAGCCAAAGAUAGCCCCAUUCCCCUGCUGGGCAAUUCAGGAAGAAGGAAAUUGCCAGGCACUGCAGAGUGCGGUAGAUAUAGUUCUGGAUGUACAAGAUAUCUUGUGGGUUCUCGAUGUUGGGAUCGUCAACACUUUGGAGCAACCUGUACGUAGAUGUCCUCCGAAGGUCGUUGGAGUCAACGCCAAGAGCGGAAAGGUUGUAAAAGUGAUCGACUUGAGCUCGUUGGUAGACAGUACCUCGCAGCUUCAAUACAUGAUCAUUGACUACGCAGAAGAUGGUCAAGUCUAUGUGUACAUUUCUGACGCUGGUACCGGUGCCAUCAUCGUUUAUAAUGCCACGACUGAUAACGGAUAUCGCGUGGUUCUUCCAUCAGCAGUGGCAUCCAACACAGACAAACCCGACGUCCUAUACAUGGCGCUCGUUAGAAGGAAAAGCUGCGGAUCGGUCGUCUAUUUUACGUAUCUAGGCUCCAGCAGAAUGUUUGCGGUCAAAGCAGUGAAUCUGAGAACAGGAAAUGCGAAUGGAUCAAUAAUAGACAUCGGCAGGAAGAAGAACAAGAUCGUACUCCUGGGCACUGACAAUGGAUCUGCCAUCUUUUUCAGAAUUAAGGGUGAUUCCAAUAUCUACAUGUGGAACACCGACACUUCUUUCGUUCAAGACAACUUCCUUUUAGUCGAACAAGCUGGAGAGUGUCGACUACCAACGGGAGUUAUUCCUGGUUAUAAGGAUCUAAUGUGGGUGAUCGAGAGCAACUUCCAAGAUUACAUCGAGAAUUCCGUCAGCUGUUCCGGAGCAUCGGUGGCUAUCCAUCCACUAGUGAGUUCUGCUGGCGAAUAAUACUAAAAGCCGGAAGCAACGCGCCUGAAAUACCACGGUUGAGCGUUAUAUUAUUUUAACUAUUAUCGUUAGAGAUAGCGUUUGAGUUGUAGCGGAAUAUUAGACACUGUUAUAUCUUGACGUUGUUCAAAAAGUAUAAUCAAUUCGAUCGAAGCUCUGGAAGAGAAACGGAAUAGAAAAUUUUAGGAAAGACUAUAUACUGUCGAUGCUGUCGAAAGGGGUUAAUCUAGUCAUAAAACGCUUUCCUUCGAGCAUCCUGUACAAAGUGACUUAAUCUUCGAGGAACAUCGAAGCUGGACAAAUAUCGACCAGUGUCAAAUAAAAAGCUUCGAAGGCCGUUUUCUAAAUGGCCGUACGAAACGAAGCGAAUCUUAUUACAAAGAAACAGUAAUACCUAUGUAAACAUACCAUUGUAUUUUUCGCCGUUUUGUCACGUACAAAAAAAUCGUUAAUAAUUUCCCUUGCAUUUGAGAAUGCACUGAAAUUAAGCUUGACAACGUCGUGAUUCAAAUUUCUUUAUAAAUUCAUCUCGAUGUCACGCAAAAUGUGAAAGGUAUAUAAGGAAGUAGAUAAACACGUUAGAACAGUAUGGAAUUAAAUCGUUAACCGAGAUAUUAAUACAGUCCUGAAUUCUUACAUAAAUUCCAUUCUAAUGGAUAAUAUUAAUGUAAUUAAGGAAAAUUGUUCCACUUGAAUUAGUUUCUAGUGUCGAUGUUUCGCACGACUGUUAUAUAAUUAUUAAUUUUCGGCAAUCAUUUUCCGACGACUAGCUUAAGUUUGUGAGUCCAACAUAUCUUUCAUAUCGAUCUAAUGCGAUGACAGACGUUGAUCGUUCUAUCGCGCGUUACAUAAUGAAUUCCAACUAUAUGUACAUACAUAGCAUCUCAUUAAAUCUACUUAUUCGUUUACCGUUCAUUGAGUACAACAGACAUUACCAUAAUUACUCGACAUGUCGACCAGGUUGAAAACGUUUAUUAAAUGUGUUUUAUUUCUUAAAAAUUAUUAAUAGUUAUUCAAGCUAGGAAAUAUUAUUCAGUAAAAAUUAAAAUUAAUAAUGUGUGAUUGAAUAAUUAUUAUUACGAUAAGAAACGGGAAAUUCCUUCUAAUUUAAGACCAGAAGGUGUAAUCAAAUGAUUAUAUAAUCUACUUUUCACCAGCGAAUUUAAAUUAGAUUUAAAUUCAUGAGAACGAAUAUUUUUCAAUUUGCAUGGUUCUCGACUUAAGAGGCACUGACACGAAAGAAUGAUUAGUGUAAGGACACCACGAAUUUCAUAAAUUCUCUUUUCAUACUUUUUUGGCUAUCUACAGCAUAGUCGCUUGAGCAAGGGUAAUUCCGAUUCUGAACAAGCAAUAGCUUUCAGCCUGAAGAUAAAAGAACACAAUCUGCCUUUUCCAAAAAGUCGAUUCGCCAUGAAGAACGUUUCAACGUAUUUAAAAAAUGAGCUACUUUUAAAAGGAGUUUAACGUUCCUCUUUCCGAGGAUAUGAAACUAGAAAGUCCAUCCUUGACGUCACAAAAAAGCCCGCUGGAUGCGCCCACUUUGGUACCACGCCAAAUAGUCGUUGCAUUUCGCCAUUUCUGCUUUAUCGUACAAUGUCAGCUUCAAAAUAAAAUUAAUCUUUCUGAAUUAAUUGUAACAUAAAGUGUAAAAAUAUAAAAAUGAUAAUAUAAUAAUAAUAAUAAUAAUAAUUCUACGUACGACAUUAGGAGCUAAAGUAUUUCGUUCGUUUCACGCUUCUUCUAAAUCUGUGUUAAACGAACCGAGAAUAUUGGAUAUACCAGUCAUAUACAAUUACGAAUUCUUCUAAGAAAUUGUAAAACCUGUACCGAAAACAUGCGACACGUCUGACCAAUAGAUGAUUUUUUAUUCCUUUUUCGUUCCCUAAAACGAAAUUAUUGCAGAUGUGAAAUUUCUCUUUUUCUUAGAAAAGAAAAUUGUCCCGUUUCUUCCGUUCAUUUACCUGGCAUGAAUGAUACAGUCGGUUCUUCUUCAACAUAUCCAGUAUAUGUUUUACUUGCAGAAUAACCGAGGACAGAAGUUCCUAAGUUUCAUAAUGGAACAUUAAUUAAAACAGUCGACGGCAUCUUCAAGAUCGCAUUAAUUAAAUUAAUUAAAUUAAUUAGAUUACUUAACUAACUUGAGAAAUUAACUUAAAAAAAACUAUUUUUAUACAUGAAACGUAGUUAAGAAAUACCGCGAAACAAAAUUUUUUCCAAGUUGCCGUAUGUCACGCGUUUGAAUAAAUGUUUGCUUUUUAAACGAUGAUUAUCUUAUUCAUUUUUUAAAUGUUAGCUAUUGUCAGAAUACAUAUAGAUAAAAUAUAAAAUGUAAGAAUAUAUUCUUCACUAGCUAGUUAUUUUGUUUCAAGUUAUAAAUAACAAUCUUGGCCGAACAAGCGAAAUUAUCUGGCUUUUCCAAUAACCAUAGACAUCGUUAAACAUAGACAUCCAAUUCCAUGA
This is a messenger RNA of Bombus pyrosoma, 4572 nucleotides long. RefSeq names its product major royal jelly protein 1-like (gene yellow-g). Gene Ontology annotation, cellular component: extracellular region. NCBI's taxonomy places the organism in Eukaryota, Metazoa, Arthropoda, Insecta, Hymenoptera, Apidae. The transcript has 3 exons. The coding region runs from base 982 to 2112 and encodes 376 amino acids. The record is from RefSeq and is a predicted model, not a curated record.